GUCACUCUGGGCACCCCGCCGCUCAGACUCUAUGGCAUAACACCAGCCGCUCUAUCUGCGGACUCGCAGUACUCCAUGGCCUUCUUCCGGCUGGUCUAGCGGGCCCCCUUACAACUCUAUGCUUCUCGGCGGCGGCCGCUCUAUCCCGGUGUCCUCCCGGAUGUUUAUGGGGCCGUUAAAGGGGCCGCUCCGGGCUGCGCGGCCGCGAUCCCGCGAUGCUGCUCACGGUGAAGGCGCUGCAGGGCCGGGGCUGCAGCCUGCAGGUCUCCCCAGACGAGCACGUCAGCACCCUGAAGCGUCUGGUCUCAGAGAAGUUGAACGUCCCAGUCUCUCAGCAGCGGCUGCUUUUCAAGGGCAAGGCCCUGGCAGAUGAGCACCGGCUCUCAGACUAUUCCAUCGGCCCUGAGUCCAAGCUGAACCUGGUGAUCAAACCGCCGGAGAAGGCUUCCCCCGAGGAACCGGGGCACAGGGGACCCCCGCCACCAUUCCCGACCAUCUGGCACCCGCUGGGCCAGGUCCUGACUCGGCACUUCAGCACAGCUGACGCGGAGAAGGUGCUGGAGCAGCUGCAGAAGGAUUAUGAGCGGAGCCUUCGCCUGCUGAGCCUGGAUGACAUUGAGCGGCUGGCCAUGCGGCUGCUGCACCCAGAGGUGGCUGAUGCGGUGGAGAUGGGAUUCCUGGACUAGCACCCAGACAGCUGUGGGCCCGGGGGAAAGACUUCAGCCUGGCCCUCCCUGCACCUGGAACAAGGCGCCUGCAGGGAGGGCCCCGUAGGGGGCUCGGGGUCCCUCUGCCCCCUCCUCACGCCUCUGAACUGCUGCUAAGGAGCCUGUCUGUGUCUCCCAUUCCCCAUUAAAGGUGAUGGUAGGUGUGA
This is a messenger RNA of Dermochelys coriacea (leatherback sea turtle), 874 nucleotides long. It is a transcript of the gene UBL4A, whose product is annotated as ubiquitin like 4A. The transcript is spliced from 4 exons. The record is from RefSeq and is a predicted model, not a curated record. The coding region runs from base 216 to 686 and encodes 156 amino acids. Gene Ontology annotation, biological process: post-translational protein targeting to endoplasmic reticulum membrane. Lineage: Eukaryota; Metazoa; Chordata; Testudines; Dermochelyidae. Gene Ontology annotation, molecular function: protein binding.